GGGGUGGGACACACACACUCUGAGGGAGGGAGAGCAAGAGAGGGAAGAGGAGAGUUUACAGAACUGACUCAGAACUGACACAGACGUGCUGGUACAGAGAAAACUUCACAUGGAACUUUCCGGCACUUUCUCAAUCCAUGUUUUUCAUACUUGCUCGGAUUCGUUUGAGAAAAGGCUCGGUAUUUCUUGUCUCAUUUCCCAGAAGGAUUAUGCCAGGACAUGCCUUUAGCAGCUGAACAGAUUGGCUUGUACCAGAACGUUUUUGGAAUUUCUCCUUGCUCUCUGGCAUAAUGGCACUCUAGUAAACUGUGAUAUCUAGACGACUACGUCUGUGUGUUUAGAGAAAGUGUUUGUAUGUGCAGCGCUGUGUGUUUAUAGUCUGACAGGGUUAGAGAGCAGCAGGGGUGCUAGCUGACCUGACUGAGGGACUUGGGUAUUUGCCACAACAAAGGUCUUUUGUUCCUGUAAACAGUGUAAGUGGGCCAGGACCCGCGUGGAGAGCUGGAGGUGGGGGAGAUGAGCCUUUUGUGACACUCUGAAUGGAAGCACUGUGCUGGACUAGUUCGCUACCUGGCUUCCUGCUUGGCUCAGAGUCAAUUGGCUUUCUGCAAACGCUACCUCAGUGACUGUGUGGAAAUGGACAGUGUCAGUAACGGCAGCUGUGAUGGACAGGGGAAAGCCCCUCCUAGUUCCUUCCUCAACAUGUUCUCCACCAUCUUCACACGCGAGCGGACUGACUCAGCCAGGCAGGCUGGGGCGGAGACAGCCGUCCUGACGUCGUUCAAGAUCCUGUCUGAUGACGAGAGCUGUGCCAGUGAGGGUGAUCAAAGUGCCCAGAAUCUUAUCAGUGGGGACGGGCCCCCCGCUGACGGGCCCCCCGCUGACGGGCCCCCCGCUGACGGGCCCCCCGCUGACGGGCCCCCCGCUGACGGGCCCCCCGCUGACGGGCCCCCCGCUGACGGGCUCCCCGCUGACGGGGCCCCCGCUGACGGGGCCCCCGCUGGGACAAAGGUGAGGAGCGGGCCUCCCUCCCCCGCGGCCCCUCCCCCUGACGCUGAGCAGACUGUUGAAUCCUGGGAGAUUGAGUCCUGUAAGGAGAAUGAGGCGAACGUGGAGAGCACGGCCGAUCCAGACCUGGUCCAGGUCACCAUGGUCGAGACCUACAGUGAUGAAGAGUCCGGAGAUGAUGAGGCGUUUAGCAGCCUCGGCCAAUCAUAUGAGCUCGCCAUCCCUGGGCCGCACCACCCGAGCGAGGAGGACAAGAGCGUAUUGGACGACGGUAAUGCGGGUCAGCUGUUGUGUCGUCCUGCAGAGAGAGAUGCCACUGAGUCAGAGCAGCGCCUGGCUGCCAGGAGAGCACACAGCCUUGUGGAGAGGUCCCUCAAAGACACCUCUGUUCUCUUCACUGCCAGGUUCACACAGCUGGGUCCCUCUGAGACAGAUCCUGCUCUGCUCUCCUCCGCCAGCGCGCAGACGGCUCCUGAAGAAGCCCCCGCCACUGUCCCGUCCUCUGGCCCGGCGCAGGCAGAGCCAGGGGCCAUGGGCUCGGAGGGGUCCACCCCCAAGCCGGCCAUCAGCCUCCCGGGUCUGGAUACAGGAGCAGGCCUGGACAACUGCUCCUCUCCACCCUCGUCUCUCAAGUCUCUGAGCUCUGAAGCACUGGCCUGCCAGGCUGGAGCUGAACAUCCUGCCUCUCCACCAGGGCAGGACGGGGGCCCAGGCGGAGAGCAUGGGGAGAAGCCCCGGUCCUGCAAGAGGACAGAGAGGACAUGCAGCCUGGACUCUCCCACCAACGGCUCCAGGCCCAGGCCAGCCUCCUCCAGCCAGCACUCCCUGACAAAAGGCCUUUCAGAGAGCAUGUCGCGUGUCCCUGGUGAGUCCUCAACUGACAGCCAGCCAAGUGACGUUCCAGGUCCCACCCCUCCCAGGGACGAGGGCAGCAUGUCGGCCGGCAGGAGAUCAGACGCAGGGCCCUCCUGCCCCACACCCUCACCCUCCACCACCACAUCUCCCUCGAGAGGAUCGGCCCUGGCCCCGGCCACCACCUUCCAGCUGCCUGCUCUCUUCAGCGGGCUGCGCGUGCUGAAGAAGGGGGCGUUUGGGGAGGAGAGGGAGACGCUGGCAGAGAUCCAGCCGAGGGACUGUGACCUGGCCCUGCUGAGCCUGAAGAAGACUGUCAACAAGGCCAGGAUCCUCCCAGAGCAGAUCAGCACCUCCCCGGCCCGGAGGCGCUCCGAGCCCAAGCCUGUGGCGAGCAAGCUGCUGAACCAGCUGCUCAGCCUGGAUGAGCCCCAGCCGGAGGACAGGCAGGAGACUCCUCCACAGACACCCAGGGAAGGGGAGCUCCCACACCCUGGCACCCCUCCGGCAGGGGGCCGGACAACCUCGGAAGCUGCUCUCAACACCUUCAAGAGCCUCUUCAGCUCCAAGGCUGCCCAGAAGGAGCCUGAGGACCUGGAGACUCUGAAGAGGAAGAUCAGGGCAGAGAAGGAGCUGCUGAAGUCCAUCUUUGAGAGAACCUCCAGGUGUUCCGUUACCGAACCCAGAAGUCCUGGCGAGGCUCACUCGGAGAUCACCUCCCCCACAGACAGUGAGGACCGCACCCCUGGACGCCUGCAGGCGGUGUGGCCCCCGCCCAAGCCCAAGGAGGAGGAUGAGAAGGUGGGCCUCCGCUACACCGAGGCAGAGCACCAGGCUGCCCUCCUACAGCUGAAGAGAGAAUGCAAGGAAGAGGUGGAGACACUACAUGCGGAGUUUGGGCUGAAGAUCUUCGAGGUGCGCGGGGAGCAUGCUGUGGCGGUGACACGGCUGGAGGGCGUGGUGGCCCAGCUGCGGAGAGACCAGGCGUGCGGAGGGCAGGAGCGCGGUGAGCCCUGCGAGGCCAGCGUCUCCACAGAAGAAGACCUCCCGCCCAGAACCUUCCGGAACGUGUGCGUCCAGACAGACAGACAGAGCUUCCUCAGGUCCCCUGAGGGAGAGGCAGCUGGCCGGAGCCCAGGGCAGAACAGCCUGCCCAACAAACUCAACCUGGACUCCAUCAGCCACAGUCUCGGGGGCAAGGUGGAGCAGUCCUCGGGUCCCUCUAUACCACCCCCCCCACCCCCACCCCCACCCCCACCCCCCCCUCCCAUCCCCGGCCAGUCCGGUGCCCCGCCCCCCCCACCUCCUCCAUGUCCUGGCAACAUGGCACCCCCUCCCCCGCCCCCUCCUCCUGGGUGUGGCCCCCCGCCCCCUCCUCCCCCCCCCGGGUGUGGCCCUUCUCCACCCCCGCCCCCCCCAGGCUGUGGCCCCCCACCCCCGCCCCCUCCGGCAGGGUUUGGGUUUGGCUCGCAGGUGGAGAAGGCACCGCGGAAACCGACCAAGGAGCCGGCGUUGCCCAUGAAGCCUCUUUACUGGACCAGGAUCCAAAUCCAGGACAGCAAUAACAACACGCUGUGGGGUUCUCUGAAGGAGCCAGACAUUGUGAACACGGAGCAGUUUGAGGAGCUGUUCUCCAAAGCCACGCAGCAACCAAAGAAGAAGCCUCUCUCCGACACCUUCCAGAAGAAGACCAAAGCUAAGAAGAUUAUCAAGCUGUUGGACGGGAAGCGAUCUCAAGCCGUGGGCAUCCUGAUCUCCAGCCUGCACCUGGAGAUGAAGGACAUCCAGCAAGCUGUUCUGACUGUGGACAACUCCGUGGUGGAUUUGGAGACUAUCGAAGCAUUAUACGAGAACAGGGCCACCAGUGACGAGCUGGAGAAGAUCAAGAAGCACUAUGAGACGUCCAAGGAGGAUGAGGUGAAGCUGCUGGACAAGCCUGAACAGUUUCUGCAUGAGCUCUCCCAGAUCCCAGACUUCUCCGGCCGGGCACACUGCAUCAUCUUCCAGCCGCUUUUCCAGGACAGCAUCUCCUCCACCCUCCGCAAGGUGGAGAUCGUCUCCUCUGUGUCCAAAGGGCUCCUGGAGUGUGGCAGUGUGAAAGAGGUGAUAGGGCUGGUUCUGGCCUUUGGGAACUACAUGAAUGGAGGGAACAGGACCAGAGGCCAGGCUGACGGCUUCGGCCUGGAGAUCCUCCCCAAGCUGAAGGACGUGAAGAGCAGGGACAACCGGAUCAGUCUGGUGGACUAUGUGGUAUCAUACUACCUCCGCAACUUCGACGAGCAUGCAGGGACGGAGAAGAGUGUGUUUCCGCUGCCAGAGCCUCAAGACUUCUUCCUGGCUGCCCAGGUCAAGUUUGAUGACCUCAUCAAGGACAUCAGGAAGCUGAAACGAGAACUAACCGCCUGUGAGAAAGACGUGCAGAAGGUCUGUGCUAACUCCUCAGAAGAACACCUACAGCCCUUCAAGGAAAAGAUGGAAGAAUUCAUCUCCAGUGGUCAGAAGGACCACGCAGUUGCGGACACCCGCCUCGCUGCCGCCCAGCAGAGUUUCCAGGACAUGGUGAGAUAUUUUGGCCUGAAGCCCAAGUCUGGGGAGAAGGAAGUGGCUCCCAGCUUCGUGUUCAUGCUGUGGUACGAGUUCUGCAGCGACUUCAAGAACACAUGGAACCGCGAGAACAAGAACAUCUCCAAGGAGAGGUUGAAGGAAGCGCAGGAGAACAUCAAGAAGAUCACAGCUGAGAAGAGGGUUGAAACCAAGAAGAUUAAUGCCAACAGUCUGAAAGAGAGGCUGCGCCAGAAGGAAGCAGGCGUCACCUCCAGCUGAGCAGCCUGAGAAAGAGAGCGACCGAUCGGAGAGAGAGAGAACUGAAGGAGAAGAUAUGACAGAUGAGAGUCUGGCUUCAUCCCUCUCUCCUUUACCUCCUGCCUCACACGCCAUACUUCCUGCCUCACACGCCAUACCUCCUGCUGCCCCCGUGCCCCGCUGAGAGGGUCUUCCUGGGCCCCUGGAGGUGUCCUGGUCCACUAGGGCCCACAUCCACUUUUGAACACUUGACCGGCCCUCUUCCAGGCCUCGACAGACCAGCUGUCACAGUGAUGACUCUUGGCUGGGUGCUCCAGCCUUCCUGUGAGCCAAGAGAUCUGGUCCAGUGUGACAGCAUGCUGUACGUCGCAGCAUGCAGGUGUCCAUGUUGUAGAGCUAUGUGAGGUUGUCACCAGGGGAUGGUUUGCUCAGAGGAGAUAUCAUGAUGCCAGACAGAGACAGACAGACAGACAGACAGACAGACAGACAGACAGACACAGACACAGACAGAUAGACAGAGACAGACAGACAGAGACAGACAGACACAGGAAAACAGGGGUUUGGAAUGAUGGAAGUAAUAUCCAUGACUCCAGAGAGGAGCUUUAGUGGAGU
Molecule: messenger RNA, 5274 nt
Organism: Osmerus eperlanus (European smelt)
Lineage: Eukaryota; Metazoa; Chordata; Actinopteri; Osmeriformes; Osmeridae
Product: formin-like
Biological process (GO): actin nucleation
Cellular component (GO): cytoplasm; actin filament; nucleus
Molecular function (GO): microtubule binding
Source: RefSeq, a predicted model, not a curated record